Colletotrichum tamarilloi is the source of this 2097-nucleotide messenger RNA. RefSeq names its product leucine rich repeat protein. NCBI's taxonomy places the organism in Eukaryota, Fungi, Ascomycota, Sordariomycetes, Glomerellales, Glomerellaceae. Bases 1 to 2097 code for a protein of 698 amino acids. The transcript has a single exon. The record is from RefSeq and is a predicted model, not a curated record. Gene Ontology annotation, molecular function: protein binding.
AUGGCUUCCGCCGCAACACUCCAGCUUACAUUGGCCAAUUCAAUAUCGGGUGAUCAUGGCCACCGCCAGCCCUAUGCCUUAACCCCAACCGUGCCUACCAACAACACGGUUGAUGGCAGCAAUGCUGCUCCAGAUGACUUGGCAGAAGCAAUUCGCCUCGCCGCUCUUUGCCGAGAGGCUUUCAAUCUUCUCGAUGCUAAAAUGCCAGACUUUGAUCACGCCAAAGCGUACACGGCCGAUGAGAUUCUUUCACUGCCCGUGGACAGAAUUCGCCUGCCAGACGAGCUAUUCAGUCUCCCGCGCCGGAAAUCUGCGCGAUCUCGCCUCGCCGAAGCCGUUGCAACGCUGUUGUAUCCCGCCACCCACGAUAAUGCUGUGUCACCCGUCAUUCGGUACGACGCGACGAGGGUCAAGUUGCGUGCAUGGGUUGCCCUGCAGCGGAAACACGACAUCUUUGCCGCCACCAAACGGAACGGCCACAGCUUCCGCGGCUUGACCGGCGGGGCUGCCCCGGGCGUGCAUGCGCCUGUGUGGGCGUCCCGCAUCCUUGCCCAGGGCCCGUGGGACCCGUCCAAAUUCCCCGUGUCCCUCGCUGGCACUAAAGCCAUCCCGAUGCCCGUUUCCGUUGCCGACGCCGCCGACCUGGCGCCGUUCUUCAACCACCUUGAGCGUGGCGGCACUCACGAGCUUGACGAGGCUUCCGGCAGCUUAAGCACACAUCUCGAUGGCGGCAAAGGCGAACCCUUCUAUGGUGUCAAAGGAGCAGAGUUUCGCAAAGGUGUCGUCUACCAAGACGGUCGCAUGGAUCUGUGUAAAAUGGUCGUUGGUCCAGACCACAUUGGCAGCCUGAUGGACAGCUUACGGCCGAACCCCUUCGUACGACACUUCCUGUUGGGUAACAACAUCAUUGGCCCGGUUGGGGCUCAGGAGAUCGCGCGCUUCGUCCGCGAGUUCCCCGAACGCAUGGAUACUUGGUACUUGGCAGGCAAUUGCAUCGACGCCACCAGCUUCAGGGUCCUUGUCGAUGCCUUGGUAGACUCAGACGCAGUGACGAACAUCUGGCUGAAACGAAACCCGCUAGGUCCCGUAGCCGCUGCAGAUGUAUUCCGGCUCAUCACCGAGACCAAAAACCUCCGCACUCUGGACCUCGACCAGACUGAGCUGGGUGAUGCGGGCAUCGCAGAGCUCUUCCAACGUCUGACAACUUUUUCCUCUGCGGUUCCCGGCCGUAAGAAACUACCCCUGCGAAAUAUAUACCUCAACGGAAACGGCAUAUCGACCAAGGCCGCUUCUGCCAUCGCCGCUUUCUUAUCCUCCCCUGCCUGCGGAAUCGCCUCGCUCUACCUGUCAUGCAACCCACUGGGCGAUGAAGGCGCGCAGGUGCUCGCUUCCGGAAUCCGCCAGGCCACCAAACUCCAGCGGCUGUCACUCCAAUCUGCCGGUCUGACUACUGAAGGCGCCAUUGACAUCUUCCGGGCUGUCACGUUGCAUCCCGGUAUGCGCAUGUUGGAUGUAGGCCAGGCAUAUGCGACCCUCGACCUCGGCCAGGCAUGGAAUUACAUCCAAAAUGCCUCUGCUCCAGUUCUCUGCGAGCUGUUGUCGACAAAUCAGACUCUCGAGUACCUGAACCUCGGCCAUUGCCCGAUCACACCGCCAGAGUUGCGAAGGAUCGACGCCGCUGUCUUGAACAGCUCCUUGCUGUACUACAGCGUUAACUCCAUUCUUCCCGAAGCGCAUCGCAAAGAGCCUACAUUCAACCCGUCGGCGGACUCGACAAUGCCAGAGCUCCAUUCGAUAUCGGCGCCAACGAAGGACGACAAGGCCCUUGAGAAGGCGGUUGAUGCCCACCUCGAAGCUAACGUCAAGGCCAGAUUCGGUACUGACAUGACUUAUACGAGGUUCCUCGAUGAGGAGCUGCGGUGGAUGACCAGUGACAAGAACGACGUGCGCAAAAUUGACUCCGUGUAUCGUAACCGUGACGCUGGCUUUGCUCGGCGAAAACAGCAACUCCUCGUCAAAGACUGGGACAGCAACGACGACACGCUGGACCGAGUCAUGAACGCCAAAGGUCCGUUCUGCGCGACACGCAAACACUGA